CGCUGUACCGGACUUAACUCUUGAUAACUGUAAACUGACAUAGUGUUAAAAUUAUUGAGCUUUGUCAAGCAACCAAUUCACGCAUGGUUAACGGUCAAUUUCAAACUACGGACCAGUUCGCAAUAAUUUGUCAUCAGGUGAAGUCUGUUAUUGAUUAUCUGCUCAUUAAAGGAUAGUGUUUUAGUAGCUAUCAUAUUCAGGACCAUGAUGAAUAUUGCGAUCAUACAUUUAUUAGUUUACCCUUCCUGUCAACUAUACAAUCUCUACAGAGUUGAGUGAUACUUACAUGUAUGCCUGUAGGCGAGAUGAGUUGAGAAGUGGAAUAAUCGCUCGCCAAGCGGAGCUGAAUAAGUGUACAAAUAAUGAUAGUAUUGUUACACGGAAUUGGGAAUCAUUUUAUACGCGUCCGCUUACGUUUACAAAGAGUGUGCAGUUCGCUGACGAAAUAUUUGCCAUUCCCGAUACCAUACAUAAUUAAUAUCUGACAACGGAGAGUUUAGGCGCUUUCGCUCGGACUUGCACGUUGUAACACACAUGUUCUGUUGUAUUGUGUUUGUCACAGCGAGUGCAAGCUGACGACAAACUUAAAAUGACUUUUGUUCCGAUACUACACGUGAUAUGGGUUAUUGGUGUAUCAUUUACGUAGACAAACAGCAGUAGAUACCGAAAACAUAAUUAUGGCGAAGUCUUCCAAGAGGAAAAUGUGCAAUGGCAUAUCUUUUUGAAGGUUAGGAAACAACAAGUUCAUCGUAUAAAUUACUUAAAGUAUAGAAGUGAAAAAACUUAAGCAGGAAAAGUCGUACAGUGUUCAAUAAUGGAACCUUCUUAUUAUUAUUCAAACUUAAAAAAUAGUGCAUUCCAAUAAAUGGAUAUUUGUAGCAAUCGCUUAUUCAAACAAAAAAGUAAUUUUUGCUGAAGUGUAAGCUUACUAGCGGCGUAAUGUUGAAUGAAACAACUAUGCACCAUGAAAACGAAACUGACGGAUUAAUUGGGGAAGAAUCGCCAUCUGGUGACGAUCGGUUACUUGGAAAUCAAUCACAUUAUGGUGACGAUCGUCAAAUAGUCAUCGGGGUUGUGUUCGUGGUGCUGAUGAUAUUAGGACUUUUAUUGAACUCGGCUGUGUUGUUCACUUUUAAGUCGACCCCUAGACUUCGGACGCACACGAAUAUGUUUAUUAUGGGUUGUGUAGGGGGUGAUCUGUCUAUGGUCAUAAUAGGAUUCCCCUUCAUUAUCAUACCCUGCUUCAGAGGGCUUUGGGAUUUCGGCGAAGUCAUGUGUGCAUCGUACGGCUUCAUGAUGUCUGUUUUGGCCGUUGCCAAUAUGACCAUUCUCGCGGUGAUAGCUGUCGAUCGUUUCAUCGUCAUUAUGAACUUCCGUAUUGCAAAGAAAAUAACCCGAUUUCAUUGUGUACUUAUAUUGGUGCUAUGUUAUGUUUAUGGAUUGUGUUGGGCAACGCCCCCUCUUCUAGGGUGGGGAAACUUUGAUUUGGAGCCAAACCGGCUAACUUGUGGUCCAGAUUGGAGGAACGGAGAUUCAUCUGUGAGGUCAUAUAACUACGCACUGUUUACUAUGAUUUUCUGUGUUUCUGGAACAGUUAUCUUCGUCAGCUACGCUGGGAUAUUUUUACAGGUACGGAAGCACAGGAUAAACAGCGUCUCUGUGCCACUUACAGCGACUCGACUGCUGGAAAUCCACGUGGCUUCGUCAGCAUUCCUUAUGAUCAUGGGAUUUUUUGCUGCUUGGUCGCCAUACGCCGUGUUAUCUCUGUGGACGAUGUUCAAUGACGUUUCCAAAUUGUCCCCAACUGUGGCAAUCUUUGCACCAAUGUUCGCCAAGUCUGCCUGUGUUUGGAAUCCAUUAAUUUACGCGUUUAAGAACAACGAACUUCGGAAUGCUCUGUUCAAUAAAGUUAGUCGUAGUUUUAGGCAGAAUCCGUUGCCUGGACCGGAAAACGGAAGUCGAGAACGGAAGCGAAAUGGAAAUACUCAAUCUAGACCUGCGCGUCCAAUCGAAAUUAACGUUUAAUGAUUGUAACUGUUGUGUUUUACAAUCUUUACAGAAAGCGUCGGAUAGGUAUAUAUAAUGUUGAAAGUGAGCCAUAAUGAACCAUGCAUCAAGAUGGAAGUAAAAUAAGUAGAUUCUAGCGACGGAACUUUCAAUUAUUAUGUUUGAUGGAAAAAGAUUGAUGUUGUAAUUACAAAAAACGAUGAUAAAGCAUAAAAGUUAAUUUCUGAUGGAAAACACAAUUAAAUUAUUGUAUUCAUAAUAUUGAUUUUUGGUUGAAGCUUUAUGUUGUACUAAAACAAAUAAA
This is a messenger RNA of Dreissena polymorpha, 2311 nucleotides long. RefSeq names its product visual pigment-like receptor peropsin. Gene Ontology annotation, cellular component: membrane. NCBI's taxonomy places the organism in Eukaryota, Metazoa, Mollusca, Bivalvia, Myida, Dreissenidae. The coding region runs from base 940 to 2025 and encodes 361 amino acids. Gene Ontology annotation, biological process: G protein-coupled receptor signaling pathway. The transcript has 3 exons. Gene Ontology annotation, molecular function: G protein-coupled receptor activity. The record is from RefSeq and is a predicted model, not a curated record.